CAGUGUCAGCCUCCACCAUGAUGACUGCACGGUUCUUCUCAGGGGCUUCCCUCUUUGCUCUGCUGAUUGUGGACAUAUGCUGCCUUCCUGUCAAGAAAGGCUCUGGUCCCGGUGCUUCCUAUGGCGGCGGUUACUCAAACGCUGCUCCUAAUUAUGACUCCUACCGAGGAGCGUCCUCUGGCCAGUAUUCACCUGGAGCUGUUGGGCAUAGCUAUGCUCCCUCUGCAGGUGUCUCCACAUCUUAUGAAGCUGCUCCAGAGCCCAGUGUCCCUCAGCCUGCUGUUCAGAGAGGACCGGCAUCAUCUGCUGGCUCUAGUUCUUCUUCAGGACCUGCUUUCUCAGCAUACAGGGGCAAUCCAAUGAGGCUAAGCCCUGCUAGCUCUGGACAUCCAGGGGCUGCUUUUCAGCUUGGCCCACGAGACAUGAACUGGGCUGUUGCACCUCCCAGUCUCCUCUCUGGAGAUGAGGAAAUGUCCACUGGCGCACGUGCUGUUGCCUCUAGUCAACCUGAGAAUGUGAGUCCACCUGAAUCCAUGUACCAGGCAGGAGAGUUGUCCCAUUUUGAGGAAAGCUUUGAGCACGGUAAUUCUGAGAGGGAGACUGAGGAACAAGGCUGGAUGCCCCCUCCUCCUCCACCACCUUUUGCAGCAUCUGAAGAGUCUGCUGGAGCUGGCUUCAUCAGCCAGCCUCAACCAGACUCGGGCUUCAUCAGCCAGCCUCAGCCAGAGUCUAACAUGGGUAGAAGCUGGUUCCCUUAUCCUUACUACGACUACAUGUUCCUGACCGGCCAGUAUCCCCCGGGCACAGUCACUCACACCAGCAGCAGCUUCGAGCAGGGGAGAGACCACUGGCAAGACGCCCACUAUGAGAGAUACUACGAGCCCCAAAACCCUGCUCCUGCAGAACAGACCGAGACCUUCACUGACUUUGCAGCCCCCCUGACCAUUGAGAAGAGGCCUGUGAGGGCUGGUUACAGACAAGGUGGUGUACAGUCUGCUCCUUCCCAUGGAAGCUUCAGGCAGCCAGCUCACAGCCAAGCUGGUGGCAACAACAUGGUCAAGGGUGGAUACUAAGUGGCCGAUCCCUACAGUGAACAAGGCUUUCUGAAUUAAAGAAUAUCAAAUUUA
This is a messenger RNA of Epinephelus moara (kelp grouper), 1127 nucleotides long. RefSeq lists its product as uncharacterized. The transcript has 5 exons. Lineage: Eukaryota; Metazoa; Chordata; Actinopteri; Perciformes; Serranidae. The record is from RefSeq and is a predicted model, not a curated record. Bases 18 to 1073 code for a protein of 351 amino acids.